Molecule: messenger RNA, 3382 nt
Organism: Schistocerca serialis cubense
Lineage: Eukaryota; Metazoa; Arthropoda; Insecta; Orthoptera; Acrididae
Exons: 14
Coding region: 63-2807 (914 amino acids)
Biological process (GO): carbohydrate metabolic process; N-glycan processing
Molecular function (GO): alpha-glucosidase activity
Source: RefSeq, a predicted model, not a curated record
GGGACAGUCAGUGCUUCGGGCGUCUUCCCUGGUGCUGGUGCUUUCUUUCUCCGUUGGCAGCCAUGUCGCCGCCCUCUCUGUCCCUGGGGUCUAAGCGAUCUGCUGCAAUUGAUGGCUCCGCUCCGCAAAACGAGAACAACAGCGAACCACCGCGGCUGCGUAGAAGGAGAGUGCUGCCAUGGUAUCGGCGCGCGCUGCAGACGGCAGAGGUGAAGGGCGUGGUGGCACUGGCGGUGCUGGCGCUGGGGCUGCCGCUGCUGCUCUACUGGCUGCUGUAUGCUAUCAAGGUGCCGCCCCCAGACACCAUCGGCACCUGCAGCCUCUCCGGCGCCUACAGGGUGUGGUGCCUGCCCGGACAGAACACGACGCGCGCGCAGUGCGAGUCUGCGGGCUGCUGCUGGGACGGCGGCUCGUGCUUCCACCCGCUGCCGGCAGAGCACGGCUACCGCGCGUCGGCGUGGCGCGACCCGCAGGCGGCGCUGGAGGCUGCGCUCUCUGCCGCGGGUCUGCCGCUGACGGCCCGGCGCGACCGCUCGCCCUUCGGCUCCGCCUCGCGGCCGCUGCGCCUCUUCGUGCGCCCCAGAGACGCCGACUCGCUCGCCGUCCUGCUCACCGGAGACGCCGUCGACGUUCCAGUGUCCAACGUGUCGCUGUCGGAGUGCGCGCUGGGCAUCGAGUUGGAGGGGCCGGUGUUGGGCUUCAUGGUGUACCGGCGUGACGACAACUCGUCCCUUCUCGCCUCCGUCGACACGGCACUCAUCUACACAGACUCCUACAGAGAGCUAUCAGUGACCGCUACAGGUGAUGUGAAGUUGGUGGCAGGUGCACUAUUGCCGCGCAGUAGUGCGUCGUCGCGGUUGCUGUAUGCAGGACCUGGCCACCCAAUGGCACUGCCAUCAGCCUGGCUGCUGGACAAGAAAGGACGCGCUGCUGUGUUCAUGCUUGAAGAACUUGAUGGCCCUAUUGAGGCAUGGCACACAUUCGGCAGCUCAGUGCUGACACUGCGUGGUGCAGUGGCCGGCACCUGGUCACUGCGCAUUGGGGCAGGCCCUACUCCGGCAGACGCUGUACAACAAAUACGGGCCACUCUUCCUGCAACAGCAACAACUGUUCCACCAACACUACCACCACUUUGGGCACUUGGCUUGCACUUCUGCCCCCAUGCCUCUGACAUGCAAAAGGCACUAGACUCAAUGGCUUCACUGCAGGAUUUUCCUUGGGACUCAACAUGCCUCUGGGAUUCAAUUUUGGGCCUAUCUUUGGGCAAUGAAAGUGCACAGCCUUUACAGGACAUUGCCCCCUUUCUGAACUCAAGUUUGCUAACAGGCAGAAAAGUGGUGGUGUCAAUUCCAUCUGCAGCAUGUAUCAACUGUAGUGUUCCAGAAACUGGUCUGGUUCAUUCAGAGAAUGGCUCACAGAUUUAUAGUGGGCUGUACAUGGGAGAAGAAGUUGUAUAUCCAGACUGGACAAUGGAGGAGGCCAGGCAAUGGUUCAGGUCAGAAGUUUUACAAAAACUAGAGCCACUGAGAGAUGAAGGACUGCUUGGAGGUGUUGUAUUACAUAACAACUGGCCAUUGGAUGAAACUGAGCAUCCUUAUGAAGAAGUUGACUACUUUCCAGAAGGACUGCCACUGUCUGAAGGCACACUUUGGUGGCAAGCAAAGCAUUCAGGAGGUCAAGUAUCUCAUCACAAAGUUCAUGCAACUUUGCCAGUGCUUGAAGCUUCUACAUUUCUUGAUUUGCCACUGGUACUUAGUGAUGCUGCUGUUCCUGGCGUCUUUGGUUCAACAUUACCAUACAAACCAAAUGAAGACAAGAAUGAAACAGUACUAUGGUCAGAACUUCAAGCAGCAAUUGAAGAUAUACAAACGGCAGGCCUUGGAGGUGUUCCAUUCUCUGCUCCACCUUUAUGUGCAGGCUCUGCUGAACUUCCAGUUGAUGGGGAACUGUGUUUGCGAUGGGUUCAGGCUGCUUCACUUAUGCCACUUGUUGUAAUAAACAGGGAUCUUCUGAAUGCAACACUUGGUAAUAACAAUACACUUUCAAUAAUGCAAAGUGCUAUAGAAAUGCGAUAUCGACUGAUGCCCUAUCUGUAUUCCUACUUGGCUGAUUCAAUAGAAAGUGGACUGCCCCUUAUACGACCAUCUUGGUUUCAUGAUCCUGAUGUGGCUAUCCUACAGACGAUGGGCAGGAGUGACCAGUUCUGGGUGGGGUCUGCCCUACUAGCAGCACCAGUUGUUAAGCCAUCUACCUACACAGUAUCUGUUCGUCUACCAAAAGCAAACUUUUUCCAUCUUCUUGGAGAUGGUAAGAGAAUUUCUGGAAAUGACUCAGCUAUAACAAUGCAGAGCUUAAAAGCGGAAACUGUGCUCCUGCUAAGAGAGGGUCAUGUGAUACCUAUGCAGAUAGCUGCUAGUACUGCAGAGGAGACUAGACAGACCAAUGUCACACUGGUGGCCGCUCUAAGCUGCAGUAAUGAUACUACUUGGAACUGUUCAGCAGAGGGAAAAAUGAGGGUAUUGAAUUCACUGGAUUCGCCAUCUGAUCCAUGGGUAUAUUUUCUGGUGACCACACAGAGACAAAUUGAUGAGGUGAUUGUCGAAGUAACACUCACAAAUCUAGUAGGAGCUCAGGGCAUGACUUGUAUGGAUGAUGCAUUUAUCAUAGACACCAUUCGUGUAAUGGGUUUUCCUGAGAGUGGGAGACCACCAUUUGUGAGGAGAGGACUGGCAAUUGAUCGCUGCACAAGUAUGGAGGACUCUUUAACACUGUCAUUCAGUUUCACCAUUUCCUCAUCAGUACGGUAAGAUUUCAUGAUUAUUGUUGUGAGAGGAAAUAUGAAACAUUUGCAGAGUGAGGAGGAGCGAGAAGAAGAGAAAAUCAUGUUUAAUCUCUUGUGCCUGCUUCAUCAGGUUAAUGAUUUUUUGAAAGUAAAAGUGACAUAUUUUAGUGUGCAGAAUGUGACAUUGAGUGUGAUAAUGCUGAAUAUAAAUGAAGAUCAGCAGUAAGAAAGUACUGUACCAUGAUAAGUGGUCUACUAAACUAAAUUUCACAUUAUGAAUAUUUAAAAAGUGUUUUAUUAUAUUUUUUAUGAGAACAACAAUUGUCUUUACAAGAAAUAGAAUACAACUAUUGUCAAAACACUAAAUAUAACACAACGAUAUUAAAUUUAUAUUGAAUGUAUUUCAGGAGAUAACAGGUAGCUGUCUCCUCAUUGUGACAGGUCUUCCAGUGUACAAAAUUAGUGUAGGCUUUCCUUGUAAUGACACUCUCUAGGUAGUAAGAGAAACUGACUAAAGAUGUACAAUGUUGAUGAUAUCUGGUAGACAAAUAAAAACAAUAAUACAUUUGUCUAGAAUGUAGUUUUAUAAAUUGCUCACUC